UGAUGCAGUUCCUCCUCCGUAAAUAUCGGAUGAAGGAGCUGUUCACCAGGGCUGAAAUGCUGUCUUAUGUCAUCAGAGAGCACAAAGGGCAUUUCCGUGAGAUCUUCGGUAAGGUGUUGAAUUGCCUACAGGUGGCCCUUGGCAUUGAUUUGAGGGUAGUAGACCCCAUUCAGCACUGCUAUGUGCUUGAAACAGCCCUGGGCCUCACCUAUGAUGGGAUGCAGGAUCACGAUCAGAGCAUGCCCAAGACGAGCUUCCUGAUCAUGGUCCUGGGCCUGAUCUUCUCGAAAGGCAACUGUGCCCCUGAGGAGGAGUUGUGGGAAUCUCUGAGUGUGAUGGAUGUGUAUGAUGGUAGAGAGCACCACCUCUAUGGGGAGCCCCGGAAGCUCCUCACGGAGGAGUGGGUGCGGGAAGGGUACGUUGAGUACCGGCUGGUGCCCCACAGUGAUCCUGCUCGCUACAAGUUCCUGUGGGGUCCCAGGGCCCAUGCUGAAACCACCAAGAUGAGAGUGCUGCAGCAUUUGGCCAAGUUCAAUCAGGUGGAUCCCAGAUCCUUCUCAUCUCUGUAUGACGAAGCUUUGAGAGAUGAGAAUGAGAGGGCCCAGGCAGGGGAGGCCUCUCAGGCAGGUGGGGAUGCCAGGGGCUGAGUUAGGCUCUC
This is a messenger RNA of Ochotona princeps (American pika), 658 nucleotides long. Its product is annotated as melanoma-associated antigen 10-like. Gene Ontology annotation, biological process: negative regulation of transcription by RNA polymerase II. Gene Ontology annotation, cellular component: nucleus. The transcript has a single exon. The record is from RefSeq and is a predicted model, not a curated record. Bases 3 to 647 code for a protein of 214 amino acids. Lineage: Eukaryota; Metazoa; Chordata; Mammalia; Lagomorpha; Ochotonidae.